This is a messenger RNA of Cavia porcellus (domestic guinea pig), 1041 nucleotides long. It is a transcript of the gene Grp, whose product is annotated as gastrin releasing peptide. The coding region runs from base 202 to 735 and encodes 177 amino acids. NCBI's taxonomy places the organism in Eukaryota, Metazoa, Chordata, Mammalia, Rodentia, Caviidae. The transcript has 3 exons. Gene Ontology annotation, molecular function: neuropeptide hormone activity. The record is from RefSeq and is a predicted model, not a curated record. Gene Ontology annotation, biological process: neuropeptide signaling pathway.
GAAAGGGAGCGCGGCCACUGUGCAUCCAGCCUACGGUCACUCGCAGGAUGAUGGAUGAUUUCCCGGGCCGCGGGUCCAGCGCCCCAGCUCUGCGCGGAGACGUCAGAGCGCUCGGGUCCGCGUUGGAAGAGCCCCCAGCCCCUCCCCGCGCGGGGCGUCUAUAUAAAGUCGGGGCCCUAGUGGAGGCUGCAGCGGCGGCGGAUGCGGAGGGAGUGGCGGCGCUGCUCCGAGGUCAGGUCCUCCCGUCGCUGCUCCGCGGGGAGAGCGCGCUCGCCCCCCAGUCUCGCCACGGCGCUCCGAGGGCUUCCCGCCGGGAUCAUGCGCGGCCCCGAGCUCCGGCUCGUCCUGCUGGCGCUGGUCCUCUGCCAGGCGCCCCUGGGUCCAGCCGCACCUGUGUCGGUGGGCGGAGGUACAGUGCUGGCCAAGAUGUACCCUCGUGGCAACCACUGGGCUGUGGGGCACUUAAUGGGGAAAAAGAGCACAGGAGAGUCCCGCCAUGUGCUGGAAGGAGAUGGCCUGAAGGAGCUACUAAGGGACGACAUUCAGUGGGAAGAAGCUACAAGGAAUUUGCUGGGCCUCAUAGAAGCAAAGGGCAACAGCAGUCAUCGGUCGCCUCAGCUCAAGCCCUUAAGCACCCACCAGCCCACUUUGGACACAGAGGAUAGCAGCAACUUGAAAGAUUUGGUAGACUAUCUGCUCCAGGGUCUUAAGGCGAAGGAAGGAGCCCUCAGCUAAACAAUCAGUGGCAACCACGGCCUCAAAGGAGCAGAACAAAAUCCUUAAGAGACUGCAUUCUGCAAGCAUCAAUUCUACUGGAUCACCAAGAUCUCCUUUGUGCAAAACACUUUGCUAUUCUUGUAUCUUUCAACCUUGACUAAAUUCGUGAUCAUCAAGCAGUAUCAUCUGGCUUGAACUUGUUUGCUGUGAACAAUUGUCCAAAACAGAACUUUCCAAUGAUUGCUUCACACAUAUAGGCUACUUGUUAGAUUCAGGGCUCCAGUCUGUUACCAUUCACAAUAAAGCUUCAACACGGUGUCCAAA